UUGAUUUUAAUAACGGUAUUUAUCUUUCUUUUCCGGCUCUUCACCUGUGCCCAGCUCGGCACGAUUAAUGAAACAAAACGAUAAGAAUAACUGAUCUGGACCUACGAUAAGGCUGCGAUCGUGGAGUCACCCAGGAAUAAACCACAAAGGCCACAAAGGCGUUUUUUGCCUUUUCUUUGUUUAAAGGGGCGCACAAAGGUUGUCGGAUUAAUAUAACUCCUGCUGGUGAUGGGCGUUUUAUUAAGAGCCGCCCGUCCCGUGUGGAUAAAAAAAGGAAAAGCUGACGGUUUUGCUCGCAUCGGUCCAGCAUGGACUCUAGAGGGUCUCCUAUCCUCAGCAUCCACCUACUGCGACGGACGGACGGAGAAAUGAGGACGGCGUGAGGAGAUCCGCGCACAGCCGGACCGGGGACGCGCAUCGCCGCCGAAUCAGAGACAGCCGCAGUUUUUAAUUCCCGGGGACAAGAGGGGGAAGACAGAAAAGCAUCGGCACACCUUCUUUUUGUUAUUUCUGAUCGCAAGGACGGGGAGAGGUUGUAAGACGUGGGAGAUAGUAAGAUGUGAACAUCUACUUCGCUCGUCUGCUCCGGCGUGACUGCACCUCACACUUUCGUGACUCUAAUGAAUGUAAAAGAUCCCAGACGCCGUGCCAUUGCUCUCCUUCGUGUGGGAUUUUAAAACGCGUCCGGGGCCGUAAUGUCUGCGAUAUUUCCUUCUUUGUUAGUCCUCCUCAGCCUGCUGGCAGCGCAUGCCCAGACGGAGAUGAAGCGCGUGGUGGGGGACAAUGCCACGCUGCCCUGCCACCACCAGUUCUGGCAGGCUGACGCCCACAUGCUGGACAUCGAGUGGCUGCUGCAGAAGCCGAGCUCUAAGCAGAAUGUGGUGAUCACCUACUUCGGGGGCAGGGUGUACGAGAUGCCGGAGGGGGCUCCGGGGCGCCUCUCCUUCGCCGGCGACUACCUGAAGGGGGAUGCCUCCCUGCUGAUCAGCGACCUGGCCCUCACCGACUCAGGGGAGUACUUCUGCAAGGUCAAGAGUGGAGGGAAAUACCACUGGAAUACAGUCACCCUCUUAGUGCUGGUAAAGCCAUCCAAGCCUCGCUGCUGGAUGGAGGGGCGUCUCCUGCAGGGCAGCGACGUGAGGCUGAGCUGCCGCUCCGCUGAUGGCUCUGAACCCAUCCGUUACAGAUGGGAUCGGCUGCUGGACAAGGGCAAGAACGUGGGCAGGCUGCCCCCACUGGCACUCAUGGAUCUGAAGAACCCGGAGAUCAUCACGCUGAGGAACCUGACGCAGGACAGCACGGGCAUGUACCGCUGCACCGCCAGCAACGACGUGGGCGAAGAGAACUGCCUCAUCGAGGUCAAGAUGCACUAUGUGCGUGGCGUGGGUGUGGUCGCGGGUGCCGUGGUGGGCGUGUCCUUUGGGGUCCUUCUCAUCAUCCUCAUCAUUUGGCUGGUCUUCCGCAAGAAGGAGAAGAAGAAAUACGAGGAGGAUGAGACCCCCAAUGAGAUUAGGGAGGACGCCGAGGCCCCCAAGGCGAAGCUGGUGAAGCCGCACUCGCUGCCCUCGUCGCGCUCUGGCAGCUCCCGCUCCGGGACCUCCUCCACGCAGUCCAUGGUGCCCAGCAGCGGGCCGCACAUGCCCCCCCAGCGGCCCUGCCUCCCCGUGGUGGCCGCGCUGCGGGAAAACGGCCGGACGACCGCCGGGCUGCCCCCCUCCCCACCAGCCUACUCACGCACCCCUCCCAGGGCCUCCGAGCUGGGCAAUCCCCGGCUCAGUCCCGGGAACCUGGUUCGCAUGGGCGCCACCCCCGUCAUGAUCCCUGCCCAAACCAAGGCCUUUCAGACUGUGUAGAAGGGCUCCCCCCAGUGGCAGCGUGCAGGAAACAUGCAGACAGGAAGUAGCAGACUUUCACAUAAGCAGCAUCCAGCUGCAGAUAUCGUAAUUGAUAUAACUUAAAGGAAUUAAUAAUCAAACAGCGUUUAAAUUAAUGCAUAUUAACAAAAGAGACCUAAAGUUCCUGUCCCUCCAGAUUGAAAAAAUAUUAAGCCCAAGGGUAGACAUUUUUCUGUUUUUAUUUGUAUUUAUCUACAGAUAUGGGUGCAAAGAGAGAGAAGCAGAUAAUUGGAGUUUAUUUCAUUUUGAAACACGCAGAGCUUGUUGCUGACUGGAGAGGUGAUUUGCCGUUACAGAGACAGGGUCAGUGGUCAAAAGGCCCGCAUUGCAUCAGAGGGCUUGUCCUUCACCCUUCAGCAUGUGUCCCAUGUAGAGAGCCCCCUUGGGCGUGCCCGGGUUAGGGGUCAGACGCUAUGCAGACAUUUCAGCUCCAAAAAGCUUGCUAAGAAGUCUGAGCCUAAGAUUUAUCACCAACAGCAAGAGCUCCCAGUACUCAUGUGCAAAGUCCACUAGCUAAGGGGCAUUCCUGUGAGGUUACUCCUCAUUUAACAGUGAGGUUACUCCUCAUUCGACAGUGAGGUUACUCCUCAUUUAACAGUGAGGUUACUCCUCAUUCAACAGUGAGGUUACUCCUCAUUUAACAGUGAGAUUACUCCUCAUUCGACAGUGUGGUUACUCCUCAUUCGACAGUGAGGUUACUCCUCAUUUUACAGUGAGGUUACUCCUCAUUCAACAGUGAGGUUACUCCUCAUUUAACAGUGAGGUUACUCCUCAUUCGACAGUGUGGUUACUCUUCAUUCGACAGUGAGGUUACUCCUCAUUUAACAGUGAGGUUACUCCUCAUUCGACAGUGAGGUUACUCCUCAUUUGACAGUGAGGCUACUCCUCAUUUAACAAUGAGGUUACUCCUCAUUUGACAGUGAGGUUACUUCUCAUUUAACAGUGAGGUUACUCCUCAUUUAACAGUGAGGUUACUCCACAUUUGACAAUGUGGUUAGUCCUCAUAUAACAGUGAGGUUACUUCUCAUUUAACAGUGUGGUUACUCCUCAUUUGAUAGUGAGGUUUCUCCUUAUGUAACAGUGUGGCUACUCCUCAUUUAACAGUGUGGUUACUCCUCAUUUAACAGUGAGGUUACUCUUCAUUUAAUAGUGUGGUUAUUCCUCAUUUGACAGCGAGGAUGCUUCUUAUUUGACAGUGUUAUUACUCCUCAUUUAACAGUCUGGUUACUCCUCAUUUAACAGUGAAGCUAUUCCUCACUUUUCUCAUUUAACAGUGUGUUUACUCCUCAUUUAACAAUGAGGUUACUCCUGAGACAGGUGUGGUGAUUCCUGGAGCAUUUGAAUGGAUCAGAUAUCUAAAAUAUUUCACACAUCGUGGCUCCCAACAAUUAAAGAGUCACACAUAACUGACAGUUUUAUCCACAAGGAGGCGCUCUGCCUUCUACUCGCCCUUGGAUUGGACACUUGACCUUGGACACUCCAGCAAAAACACCCCCCCCCCAGCAUAAAUGGCCAGUGAGUUUACCUAAGAGGUCACCAGUUUUAAAUUACAAUUAACUGAUUUAUCUAGUGCUGUGAUCCAACGCAACUUAAAGUGGAGGAAAUGGUAAUGAUUUAUGGGUGCACCCUGGGAUUCAAACCCACAACCUCUACAUACCUGCAUACAGUACCAGCAGCUCCAGCUGGCUGUACCUAAACUUCUGGACACUAGGUGGCGCCAUGGCACACCAGGCUAAAAAGACCCUAAGGGCCACCAGGAUGUCUGCCUUAUUACCGCUGGGAUUUCCUGCGGGGAUGCAUCGCCUAUGGCAAACGCGCUGUUUCUUACCACCAAAUGGACAGCGAUGAUACCACACAUGGCCAUUGGGUGGCGCUGUGCUGGACAAAGCUCAAUAAUGAGCACUCUGAGAGUUCAGGCUUACAACAACCCUAUUCUCAGUGCGCUGUUUCCAGCUUUUGGAAAAUAUCUCAAUGUAAUUUUAAUUCUAUAAAUAAAUUAACCUUUCUGACAGUGUGGUGUAAGAAAUAAGCUGGACUGAAGGCCUGUUCUGUGUGCCUUUGAAACCAAUUUCUUGCAUAUGGGGUUACUUGUUAAUCCUUACGGCAUAUGUAAAUAGCCAACUGACUGUACAGAAUAUUAACAGAACCAAAUAGAAAAACAGUGAAAAUGGAAGUUGAAAUAUCGGUCGGGUGUUUUUCGGAAAUUUUCACCAGAGCAAAGCGCAAAGGCAGAGGACGGUGCGGCGGUUAGGGAUGUUGCCGGUUCAGGUGCCGGUAUGGGACCAGCUCUUUGUCCCCCCAACAACUUGCUUAACCUGAAUAGCUAUUCCAGUCUAAAUUGAGAAACAUGAAUUUAUCAGCAUCUCGCUUGUUCAUAUAUGUGCUUCGUUUGCAUGUGUAACUCACAGAAAAUGUAUUCUUAUUUUAUGCAGCCAGGUUAAAGAAACUGUGACUGUGGAUUUUAUUUUAAUUUUUCCAAUGUGUUAUUACUGCUUGUCAUGCGAAAUAACGGAUUUUCAUGGAGUGCCGUUAAGAUGAGCACGUAUGUUGCAUCCCUGUCCAGGGGGGUGGGAGCGCCGUCAAAUGCCCAGACGACAACCUUAAAAAAAAUCAAGGCUGCAACCGCUCUUCUCCUCUUUUUCAACGGUUCCUCUUUCGUGAUAGUGGAACUUUUGAAUGCCACGGCAUAAAACAGAAAUAUUUUAUUUUUUUGCUCGCGCCCUAAAGUGAAAACACGGAUCGCUUAUCAAGAGAGGUCAGGUCGACUGACGGUGUAAAAGGCUUAAGGACCCGAAAUAAAGCAUCUCAGCUGCUCUGGAGACCCCUCACUUUCUCCCAGCGGGGAUGUUAAACCAUUACAGCAGGAAAAUCGAAGGGAUCGUGGAAGAGGGACAUCUUGUAUUUCCACGAGCGUUUGAAACAAGCUCUUCAGUUUACAAUGCAUAUUAAGCAGAUGAGUGAAUGUGGAAUUAUAAUCUACUUGGACCUUAAACGCAAGCGUGACGAUCUAAGCAAUAUCACAAGGUUCGAUUCAGUGAACAGAGCGAACCUUGGUUCACAAAAACAUUAUAAUGUCCAUUUUCCUAGUCAAGGGGUUGUGUCUAUGAAAUAACACGUAGAGCAAACGCUACGCUCUGCUGGCGCCCUUCUUCCUACGAAAGGGACGUGCCCUUGUGUUUUAUGGCGUGCCUGACGGGCCUUAUCUAAUUAUUAUACAAGAACCACAUUAAGGAGAAUGUUUGAGAUGAACCUCUCUCCAAUGGACUCGCAGAAUGGAGGCAUUUUCUCCAUGACCUGCCCUGUAUACGCUCACCGAUUGAGAUGCACCAAAUGCAGCGCCCGCAGACGGAAAACAAACGUCAUCUCAGCCAUUUCACUGGAGAUUUUUUCUAUCUCGUUAUAUUAGGCCUAUGUGCUCAUUUGCGGGUCGGCAUAACAUAUCAAAUUAUGGAUAAAUAUUGUAGGAAGUUAUAAGUGGUUGUU
Messenger RNA from Brienomyrus brachyistius, 5378 nucleotides. RefSeq names its product CXADR-like membrane protein. The transcript is spliced from 8 exons. Lineage: Eukaryota; Metazoa; Chordata; Actinopteri; Osteoglossiformes; Mormyridae. Gene Ontology annotation, cellular component: cytoplasmic microtubule; membrane; cell surface. The record is from RefSeq and is a predicted model, not a curated record. Bases 696 to 1853 code for a protein of 385 amino acids.